Molecule: messenger RNA, 1880 nt
Organism: Aquila chrysaetos chrysaetos
Lineage: Eukaryota; Metazoa; Chordata; Aves; Accipitriformes; Accipitridae
Exons: 4
Coding region: 1-894 (297 amino acids)
Source: RefSeq, a predicted model, not a curated record
AUGCUGCUGAAGAUGAAGAGCGGUUUGCGGUUUUGUCUGCCCUGCGCGCGGGGGCCGGAGGACACCCCACCACCGUGCCCACCGCCGUCGUGCCCACCGGUGUCCGGCGCCGCGCGCCCGGGGCGUCUCGGCUGCCGGCGGAGCCACGAGGUGGCACCAGCCCCGCGUCCCCACGGUGCUUCCCCACCUCCCGGCGGAGCAAAUCCAUCUUUCCCUCCCCGCCACGCCGCCAGGCAUCACGCCACGGGCCCCCGCGUGGCCGGCAGCCUCCGUCCUUGCUCUCCGACACCCCAAAUCCCUUGGGGAUCGGCUGACGGCCGGCGAUCCGGCAUCCUCCUGGCCCCAGAAACCCAGCCAGAGAGACCAGAUUUAGGGUUUUUUUUACUGAGAUUUGGGCGAUGCCGGGUUUGCCGUCGGAGCGCACCGGGCCGGCCACGUGCGGAGGAAGUAUUCGGUUACCGGCUCGGCGUGAGCGCACACUUGGGUUUCAGUGCCGGCCCUUGUUUACAGCCUGUUUUUGGGGCCGGAGCGGCGAAGGAAGAAGCACUGGCGUCACGGCUCAGCACGGCUGGGCGGCAGCGGACUGUUUUCCAAACGAGUCUCCGGGAACCGCUCUCAGGCCAGCGACCCAAGGACAGCUGCCGGGCCAGCUUUCGCAGCCAGGACGUGACCUUCCCGGCUCCUCCGUCCGGCUCCGACCCCGUCCAGGACCCAGACGUGCCGCAGGCCAUCGGUUACACCCGGUUACACCGCCACCCACAGCCUGAGAACAGGCAACUCAUUACACCGAAUGAGGGACUCCUUCUAGGACAGCUCUGGGCUGUUUACACCCGCCGGUGCCAGCGCUGCCCAAAUGCCGUGGGUGAAGGUGCCGUUUGCCGGGGCCAGCGCUGAGCAUCCCUCCUCCUAUUCCCUCCCUAUUCCCACAGGGUCCUGGCGAUGUGUCCCCAAAAGCAAGUGGCACCAGGGACACACACGGGUGGAUUUACCCCCCCCCCCCCCCCGCUGCCUCUGCUUGCUCUUGCUACGCAGAAAAUUCAGUGCUGCAUCCCGAGAAAGCACGCAGUGCAGCCAGCCGGAGCUGCGGGAAGAUGCUCGGAGCCUGGGGAUUUGCUUUGGCCUCCCUGAUUUAGGGGGAUACAAGCUCAGCUAGCACAGGGGGAAAACCAUAAAAUAGCCAGAGGGUUUUGCUGCAGCCCCAAAAACACCAGCUCUUGGGGUGUCCAAACCCCCAGGGAAGGUGAGGUCCAUCCCUGUGGGUCCGGGCUGGGAUUUUGCUCCCGGAUCGAGGAGUUUAACCUGUUUCUCAGCCUUGGGGAAACACAGCCCCACAGAACAACAGCCUGAUUUUAGCACGGGCAGCUGAGAAGUUUACAACCCUGCAACCCCUUCCCUCGUCUGCCCUUCUCGCAGCCCCUUCCCUCAUCUAUCCGUCCCUCUCGCAGCCCUUUCUCCCUCCCCGAGCCUCAGCCCAGAGAAGAACCGAUGCCAGCGAGGUGUUUGAGCCCAGCCCGACCACGAGCCGUGGCAGGGAGGAGGAUUAUUUACCGGGCAAAAAGCCACCGCUGCCACCACCUACACAAUGCCACCCGCUCCCGGGGGGGAUUAGGUGACCAUUCAGGAGCUGCUUUGACUUAAUCUCUAAGCAAACAAACUGAUCCCUAGGAUAUUUUAUUAUUAUUAUUAUUAUUUUAUUCUUUAAGCAGAAUUCAAGGGCUGUAUCGCACUCAGGCGCGAGUGGCUCAUCACUCCCCCGCCCCCAGCCUUGCAAAACCCCCAUGGCCGAGAUGCCCUGCAGAUCCUCAGGGUAGAAAAACCUCUGCAGCUGGGGAAUUUUUGUUUUUCCUCCCUCAGAAAAGCUUUUGGGGUUCUCCCCCGCC